CGGCCCGCCCUCGGCUCUCCCACCGCGCCGCGGAGCCAGCCCGGGAAGCCCACACCGGCGGGCACGGCGCGGGAGCCCCCACCCGCGGCAGCCGCACGCCUCGACGUCGAAGCGCGGCAGGUUUCUGGGGCUGAGAAGACAUAACCUUGUGCCUGCCUGCUCACCCCAGUCUCAUCCUGCUAGUCCCUCAGGGUCUGAGACACUGACCUUCACUGCCCAGCCAAGGGUACCACAGACUGUGCUAUCUCCAGACCUGUCCAGCUGAGUAAACCCGGGUUGUCAUUACACCUGAGGGCACUGAGGAGUGGGCAGUCAAAGCACCAGAGCAAGAGCCCUCUGGGGCCUCAGGCAGAGGAGUGAAACUGGAACCAUCAGGGAACAUGAGUGAAUUCUGGCACAAACUAGGUUGCUGCGUGGUAGAGAAACCCCAGCCGAAGAAGAAGAGGAGACGAAUUGACCGGACCAUGAUUGGGGAACCAAUGAAUUUUGUCCACCUGACUCACAUUGGCUCUGGGGAGAUGGGGGCCGGAGAUGGACUUACCAUGACAGGUGCUGUCCAGGAGCAGAUGAGAUCCAAGGGAAACCGAGACAGGCCAUGGAGCAAUUCUAGGGGCUUGUAGCUCCGACAGGAAUGGUUCUGCUGUUGAAGCCUCCACUCCAUGUCCAGCCCAGAAGAGAUGUUGCUCCCUCCUAGAACCAGUGACCCCUGGGUCCCUCUUUUCCCUAUCUGCCUAUUAGUGCCUCAGAAGGCUUGGGGGCUGGACUCCCUCUAUUCCCUCUGGCUAUAGCCCCUCCUGGAGAUGGGGUCAAGGCAGCAGGACUGACCAAGUGACUACUGGUUGGCCAGAGGAGCUCAGCUGAAGCCCCGGACACUCUCAGAUCUGAGAUAGGAGUUUUCUGGGAACCCAGGAUAAGUUCCCUUCUCCUGAAUGACGGUCUAGUUGCCAUCUGUUUUAAACUCUUAACCUGGAACUCCUUAAAUGGGGUAGGUGAGUGAGAUUCCCAAAGCUGAAGCCAGCUUUUUGCUGAGAAGCUCCUUACCUGCCCUUCUUCUUCCUCCUGGAAUGAACUGAAGCAGACGUCAAGCAGGGAGAGGAGGGGAGGGUGACCACUGCCGAGUCUACUCUUUCUCUUUAGAUCUCAGACUUUAAGCUCACAGCCCCUCAGUAUCUCUCUCCAACUACCAGGGUCUUUCUCUAAUUAGGCCUCUAACCCUGUUUCUGUAGCAUUGUGAGUCCCCCAACAUCUUUAAUUAAAAUUUUAAGAUGA
Messenger RNA from Leopardus geoffroyi (Geoffroy's cat), 1269 nucleotides. It is a transcript of the gene CDC42SE1, whose product is annotated as CDC42 small effector 1. Gene Ontology annotation, molecular function: small GTPase binding. NCBI's taxonomy places the organism in Eukaryota, Metazoa, Chordata, Mammalia, Carnivora, Felidae. The record is from RefSeq and is a predicted model, not a curated record. Gene Ontology annotation, cellular component: plasma membrane. The coding region runs from base 381 to 620 and encodes 79 amino acids. Gene Ontology annotation, biological process: regulation of Rho protein signal transduction. The transcript has 5 exons.